Dromiciops gliroides (monito del monte) is the source of this 807-nucleotide messenger RNA. It is a transcript of the gene NDUFB10, whose product is annotated as NADH:ubiquinone oxidoreductase subunit B10. The record is from RefSeq and is a predicted model, not a curated record. The coding region runs from base 203 to 733 and encodes 176 amino acids. Lineage: Eukaryota; Metazoa; Chordata; Mammalia; Microbiotheria; Microbiotheriidae. The transcript has 4 exons.
GCAGGCGGGUUCGUGGUCCCACCCCUUGCUUGGUCCCCUCUGACUGUCCUUUGGAGCUGCUAGGCCGCGCGCGGGUCUGGAGGAGGGAGAGCUGGGGACGUAGGGAGGCACGGCCUGUCGGGACGCCCUGCGAGCUAGCGAGCGAGCUGGGGCCGAGGCCUAGAGGAGACCGCACCGCCCUGUGACCGAACCCGCGGCCGCGAUGUCCAAGGACUGGGACAAGGAUGUGUACCCGGAGCCGCCGCGCCGCACUCCGGCGCCUGACCCGAUCACGUCGCUGCCGAACCCGGUCACUAUACUGACGGACGCCUUCAACUUCGUCAUAGACCUGCCCGUCACCCGCUUCCGAGAAUUUAUAGAGCAACAACAUGCAAAAAAUAAGACCUAUUACUAUCAUCGGCAGUACCGCCGAGUGCCAGACAUAACAGAGUGCCAGCAAGGGGAUAUUCUCUGUAUAUUUGAAGCAGAAAUGCAGUGGAAAAGAGACUACAAAGUUGAUCAAGAAAUUGUUAACAUUGUCCAGGAAAGACUGAAGGCCUGUCAGCAGAGAGAAGGAUAUAGCUACAAACAGAACUGUAUGAAAGAGCUCAACCAGUUCUAUGAGGUUGCAAAAGCUUUUCAGGAUCGAUAUUAUGAACUCGGAGCCAAUUCAUCUGCUAGGAAAUGUCUUGCAAAGCAGAAGCAACGGAUGCUUGCUGAGCGUAAAGCUGCCAAGGAGGCAGCUGCAGCCUGACUUCUCAAAUUGAUAGGAUCCAAGAAUUGUUUUCUGUGAUCCCUAUUCGUCCCAAUAAAGUCUUUGCAGUUCCA